UCCAGUGGUUGUUUACAGGUUUGCAGGGCUGUCAGUGUUCACCCGCUAGGAACUGAUGGGGCUGUUUUACCACUUUUCCUGUAUGGGUGUGCCGAAGGUUCUGAGUUACUGACUAAUAGAAUUUACUCAUCUUCUUUUCCCCUGCGCCAGCACUUUAGAUUGGGCACUUUUUCACUCCCUUUCUUGCAGGACCAGUGUGCACUUUGACCUAGAGGAUAUCCUGUGCUUUCUCAGCAGUUGGAGCGUGUGAGUGCACUUGAAGCCAUUAGAAAACAGAAGAUCUUAAAGCUUUUAUGCACUUUUAUGAAGAUAAUAGCGGAUUUACCCAUUCCACAAACACAGAGAGUUGAUACAACAUAUCUUAGCACACAGGCUCUGCCAUGAUGGAGGCUGCCAAAGGAGAAACAACUACUCUCAGUGUCACUUCCCAUAAUAUCAAAGUUACAGAGGCAGUGCAAGAUGAGGAUACACUUACUUUUGUAAUUGUAUCUCAAAAGCUAUCUGGGACAGGGGAGUACCAUGUGGUCCGGACUUAUGAUGACUUUGAAUGGCUACAGCAGCACCUGUUCUCUCAGGAGGAUGUGCCUGGCAUACAAGGCAUCAUUUUUCCCCCUCUUCCAGCAAAGGCUCAGGUGAAUGGAUCUGUUAAAGUUAUCAAACAACUUGGUUUCCUGGCCAUGGGACAGGACUUGCGGCCCUACUGCAUGGCACUGGAAGCUUAUCUCCGCCAGGUUGCUUCUCACAGCACACUCGGUAAAAACAAAGCUGUGGAGAUCUUCCUCACUUGUCGAGAUCCCCCUGGCCAUCAGAAAGUAAGGAAAAAUAUCUUCAACCGUCUAAGUCAAGCUGUAGAGGAGAUGAGGAAGGAGGGUCACAAGGAUGUGGAUGUGUUUUUUCAAACUGAACGUGAUCAUAACCUUCCUCUCACUGCGUUCACCAAGACGGCAGUUGAGAAAUUCCUGGAUGUGGUAUUGACUGAGCAAAAAAUAGCGAUGGCAUGUGGACAUUUCUCCACUGCUCUGCAACUCUGUGUGGAACCCGGGGACAAUCCUGACAAACAAGCCUUCUCCAAGAUUUGUGUGAAGCUGUCAGAGGUCUUUGAUUCAAUGAGGAAAAACACUAUGAGUGUAGCUGAGAACAACGUGAAGACUCUCGGGCUGGGCCUGGACCUGGAGUCACGCUACCAGGAAGCAGAGAAGGAAAUGCUGUUCAGGAGAACCUGUAAACUGGUGGAGUUGGAGACAGCCAGCAGGAAUGCUGAAAAAGCCAAACCUGUGAAGAAGGCUGCAAUGGAGGAGUUGAAGAAAGCAUCAGAGAAGGAGUUUGAUCACAUAUCUACAGUGGCCAAACAGGAGAUUACACGGCUCAAGAGUGCACGUGUGGGCAUGUUGCAGCAGGCUCUGGUUCAGUGGUGUGAACAGCAGCUUCUCACGGCCAGGGAGACUGCUGACUGCUACAACCAGCACCUACAAGCCUUUAUAGGGAUGGCCUAGUGACCCUACUAGCACUUUCCCAGUAAAGCAUCUGCAGGAUGUCCAAACAGCAUUGUAUCUAUCACCUAAACAUGUUCCUGACCUUCCUACACUAUCCUCUGCCAGUUUAUUAUGUUCAUUUUCAGUGUAAAUGUGACAAUUUUAACAGAACUAAGCAAACCUUUUCCAAUUCUCAGAUAGUACACUAAUGUUUUGUCAGUCCAGUAAAGUACAUCGACACACACACACACAAUCCUCUGUCAGCAUCUCUAGUUACACACUGUAAUAAAGCUGCUGUGAAAAUGAAGCUAUUGAGAUCAUAGCAGGUAAGGCCAUGGUGUGUGUGUAUGUGUACUUUUCUAUACUUUGGCAUUUGUGCUGAGAGUGUAUUGUGCCGCUCUCUAGUGACCACAUCAGCUUGGGUCACACAAAAUAAAGUGUGAUGAAUUGAUUG
Molecule: messenger RNA, 1926 nt
Organism: Myripristis murdjan (pinecone soldierfish)
Lineage: Eukaryota; Metazoa; Chordata; Actinopteri; Holocentriformes; Holocentridae
Product: sorting nexin-6
Exons: 14
Coding region: 381-1493 (370 amino acids)
Molecular function (GO): phosphatidylinositol binding
Source: RefSeq, a predicted model, not a curated record